Molecule: messenger RNA, 3837 nt
Organism: Trypanosoma cruzi
Lineage: Eukaryota; Euglenozoa; Kinetoplastea; Trypanosomatida; Trypanosomatidae
Exons: 1
Coding region: 1-3837 (1278 amino acids)
Source: RefSeq, a predicted model, not a curated record
AUGAAGAGGGAGGAACAACACAGAGAGGCGGAGGACAGGGAUGAGGAUGAGAAGGCGGAGGAUGCGUUGAGAAACAACACACCCGGCUUGAAGUAUUUGGAAUGUGUACGUCGCUGUGGGAGCUCCGGCACCGUUGAACAGAUGCGUGACAUGGCCAUCAUUCUUCGUGCAGUUGAGGAUGAAUGGCGACAGCAGCUUCCAACAGAUGUCUCUGAUUCUACGGGAGAAGAGUUGAUGCGAAAGCGAGGCUCACAUCCUCUUAUCACGAGUAACCACCGCUGGCUGGUAAAUGCCAUGUGUAUUGUUUUGAAAUUUGUUUCUCAGACAUCGGGGAGCCUCUGCCUUACACCUUUAUGUCAGUCAGAGCAGCAGAGAGAGUGCCAGCGCCCCAUGCCGUACCAAGAGAAGGAUUUCUACUACAUGAACCUCCUCUUGACAUGUUGCUGCGUUGCAGGCGAACAAAUUCCAAAGAAAAUUUCACAUUUUGCUCUGUGCCUCACGGAGUUUACCCUCUCCAAUGUUCUUAUGGGUAGAAGAGGCGGUGAGGAUGCACCUCUGCUUAAAAGAGAUACGAAUGACCGUUUUGCGGACGAGAGGGAGAAUGCCGGCGGGCAGGGUGAUGGAAUGGAUUCUGAUGCGGAGCGGAAGGGCUUGGCUGGUGACCGUGCGUCAAAUGAGGAGGCAAAACGGCAAUACAUUGCGGCGAGUGCACUUUGCACGACAACAUUGAGUUUUCUUCGGUGUUGUUACAAAUACGGGAGUGUGACGCUGAAGAAUGAGCACAUCCGUUGGCUGUCAGCGUUGUUGCGGCAACAGGUUAUGCUCUGGGAACGAUGGUUGCGUCGUGCUGUGUUACUCAAGUCCUUGGUUUGCAAGAGUGCGAAGAGCUCACUGCGACAUACACCACAUACAGUUCAGAGCGACACCGGCAGGGUGUUGGACCAACAAGGGCCACACGAGGAGGCGUGUAGUUUUGUUUGGUGGCAUACGCGGAUUCUUUUGGAUUAUCUUUGCGUCUUCAGUGAUAUGUUUUCUUUGGGGGUCGCAUGUCAAUUUGUGAAUGACACGGCACCCUUUUGUACCUCGAUGCAGGAACUCGGUAGGGUGCUGCAGAUGACCUGCUGGAUUGACUUGGACGGUCUUAAGGCUACGCCGUCUGGUACGUAUGCCGUUGCAUUUGGGGUUGUUCCAUUCCCUGUUCUUGCGGCCACGGAGCGACGUUUCUUUAUUGGCGCGAUGCUCGUUUAUGCCAUGAGCGCCACAGCGGAUACUCUCUUGGCAUUCCAAAGGUGUAUGGAGAAUAACCAGGCGUAUUUUGGUGACAUAGAUGAAUCUGGGGAUACUACCGAAAAGGAUGAUACCAAAACCGUUUCUUUAACGGGCACCACGGAAUCGUCUGGAGGAAAUGUCGCCUGCGUCACAGAAGAUUCAUUGAUCGCGAGACGGUUGUGGGUGAAUGAUUUUUUUCUGAGUGUUUUACUGCCGUCGUUUGGCCGCGUGAUGCAGGCCAUUGCCUUCUGUGUUCCCGAUGAGUCCAUGCUGUCGGCCAUACUUCGCUUGGGCCGCUCUGUGGAGUUUCAAUACGUUUCGCAUAUCGAAGGGGCGAAGGAUCAUGAGGCACGGGAGCGGCGGAGUGGUAAAACUCACGUGUUGUCCACAGAUGCCACGACCACGCGUCAGACGACCAGUCAAGAGAAGAGGUUUUUUUUCCAGGGGAUGACUCUUCCCUCCUCCUCUUCCCCCUUCUCCAUCUGGACAUCCACGCCAUUCUCAGAGACUCUUCGGGUCGCCAUGGGAGUCAUGGCAUUGGCAAACAACUUCCAGCAGGCGUUAUUAUCCCACAUCUCCCGUGUGUUUGCCCCUAUGGUCACUCGCGAGGACGUGAUGGCGGGAUGGAUGUUGGAUAAGUUUAGGAAUCUACCACACCCUCAGCAGGGGAAUGCCUUUUCCCGCUGCCAGAUUUUGUUGCAUGUUGUGGAGAAUUUUGUGCUGCACGUCCCAUGGGCUGGUUGGGCAUCACAGUCGUUGGAAGUUAUCUGCAAUGUGGAAGAUGCGUCUUUGUCUUUGGCGGGAGGGGAGGGGGAACAUGUCGAGUCGGAGGUCUCUUCUCUUUCCAUUUCUUCCAAAAAGGAGAGGAUUGCGCACAGUGGGUAUAACGCUCUUCGUGUAGGGAAAGAUGUACAGGCGUCAUCGAAAACAUCUUCUGCAUGUAUUGGAGCCUCAAGAAGUAGUCAUUUGUUCUCAUCUCCUGUUCCUCCACCUCUAUUUGAAGCAACGUACGUGACAGUUAUUUCCUGCAUGCUGCUGCGCUUGGCAUCCAUUGACUUUGAUGGGCCCCGGGGACUGGAGCUUCGGAAUGAGGUGGAACCAAAUCGGGUCCGCGCUGUGUUGUUUGGUUUGAUCGAGAAUUUUUUCCGUGGCAUUGAUGAUGCGGUGUUUCGGCGGUCAUCCAUGCGUGAAGAACUCCGAAUACGACACCGACAACAACAACAACAACAACAACAACAACAACAGCAAAAGGCGCAGAAUGAAGGAAGCGGGAGCGGAGUAGUUUCAUCGUUUUCAUACAUAUGGGAUGGACUGAUGAAUUCCCUGUCGAUAUGGACACCACGAGAGAGCGAUACGGUACGUGCUAGGAGAGCAGAGUGGGCGGCGAUUGAUGCAUAUGUGGAUAAUCAUCAUUCUCUUAUUUGCAGCAACGUUGUGUACAUUGCCACCGCACUCUAUGCGAUAGAGCGGGAGUUGUCCUCUCGACUUCCUUCUGCUGCCGUGGCAGACGUCCAGUCUACGCCUUAUACGUGUCUGCAGCGCCUUGCCCAACAUUCAUUGGAGUCUCUCUUGUCAGACGCCGACGUGCCCGCCACGUGGCGUUUUUUGCCCCUGUCGACUUUCUGCACGAAUGAGGUGUCAUUACGUCCUGCCACAGCGGGGAUGUUGGAUGGAAUUGUGGAUGUCCCUGUAAAUUCCCUCUUGCCAUUGCGAUGGCUGGUCUCAUCCAUGCCGACAGAUGUGCCACGAGAUUCAGGGAAGAGUCGGUGGGAGGGCCCGCCGGUAGAAGGAUUGCUGCUCCAACAGGCUUGUGCACUUGUACGUGUCAUGACAAUCAUUGCCGCCUUGACACAAAAUACAACAAACGAGCGAGGCGCGGAGGCAUCAAUAUACACGACGUCUAAGGAAUUUUCUACUGCAGCCGCACCGAUAUUUGUGUUACAUCCUGCGGCACUUUCUUUUUUACAGUGGCGUAAACUAAGUUUUGCCCUACAUGCCAUGCGUCACGCGGAGGAACACAAUAUCGCCCCCACACCAAACGUCAAAGGUUGCCCAUUUCAGCACCUGCAAGGCUGCACCAAGGAUGCGCAAGGGGUGACACCUUGUAUGCAUCACCUGCAGCCACAGGGGCAGGAGUUGAGUGAAGAAAAGAAUCAUCUCUGCUUUGCGUGCUGUACGAGCGUGGAGUGUGAACGGCGGUAUCUUAAGCCUUACAUUGAAGCAGGCCUUUCGUUUAUGAAUCGUUCGCGAAUGGAUGUUUUGAUUUGCCGUGCCACAACAGCCGAAGAGCGUCGUGGACUAUUUAUGGUCUUGUUAAUGCUUCGACGAGCCUUUAAGGGGUUUUUUGUAUCCUCUGAUUUCUCCAUGGACGAAGACGAGAGCAAAUGGAGAGGUGUGAGUAAAGGACAUUGUAGUGAGCCAUACGAGGAGUGUCAUGAACACAAACGGCAUCCUAUUUUGCUACGAAAGCAAUCAAGACGUGAAGCGGAGCGGGCUUUGCUGCUGAUUAUUGCUGCCUUUGCUUUUGGCAUCCGGCCUCUGCGGUGUGCAGAGGAGUUAUUGUACUGA